UUGCUGCUGCCAGUCCGUCCACGCCAGUGCACGCGAUAAGCGGUAGUUUCUCUUCGACCGGGCAUCACAACGGACGGCCGCGUACAUUUAUUCUUCGGCUCGCGCCGUGAUACUUCGGGGUGGGGUGACGUGUUUUUCUUCCGUUGCGAUUGCUCCCGCGUCCGCGUGGCCCAGUUAGAGAAUCGUUUGUGAUCGUUGCAAAUACACAGGUGGCGCAAUGUUUGCUGGCUCGGCCAAGUUGCUUUCUCGGAGGUGAAGAGUUUGAGAUCGAUUAUUGAGUUCAAGCGUGUCCAGGGGCAGUGCUCAGUGUUGUACCGUGCUUGGGACGCAAUUUCCGUCCUUCGUGAGUAAUUGGGUGUGUGAAGUGUGUAUCGUACGGCGUGCGGAAGCAAUGUGUCUCUAAUGCGAUGGUGUGGGUGAAAAAUAUAAUUUAGAAAAGUGUACUUCACAGUGAUUGCGUUCGGGUUUGAGUGAUGAGUGGCGGUUGCGGUGCAUUUUAGUUUUGUAUUGUUCUGGUUUCCAUGACCUAACAGUGUUAUAUCCUAAACGUCAUCUUCAAACUUCCCUUUACACAACCGGUUUCCUUCCAUCAACGGGGUGCUUUUCAAGAGCCCAUCGAACCGCGAAAGGAUCAACCAACCGCCAAACGGUCGAAAAGUGAUUCGUGUGAUACCCACCCAGUGUUUGCUGCGGCUUCUUUUGAUACAGUUCCUACCGGUUUCGUGUUUCUUUUUGCGCCUUCCACAGCUAUAAUAGCGGAGCAGAUUGUGCCGGCAGCCUAAUCUGUCUUCCGGAGUAUUUAAUUACCCGGAAACCGGGGCAUCCGUCUGGUCCGGUCGAUAGCCAUCGUAGUGCGUCUAGGAAUGCCUUCCUUCGAAUUAUUUAUUUAUUUUUCCAUUCACCUGGCAAGGUGAUUGCGAGCGGAAAAAAUGCACCUCAAUGGGUGGAAUUUGCACAACCGUCUUACGGCAUUCCAUGGCGCGGGAAUACGUGCGUUACGUGAGUUCGUUUACUGUGUAUGUGUGCAAAGAGAAAGCGAAAGAAGAACGCGCGUGUGUGUGUGUUUAACUUAGGAAAGUACCACAAUUCUACCACGGACUGAUUGAUAUGCAUAUCAUUCAUAUGCGUACGGUUUCGCCUAAAUCCCUUGCGGGGAAAAAUCACUUACCGCGCGCUUCGCUUCAUUGCCUCCCCUUGCAUUAACGGCGGUAGGUGAAAAGAUGAGUUUAAAAGGUAAAUAACAAAGGGUAAGCCACACAAGUCACGUCAAUCAAAAAGAACAAGUCAGUUCGUUAGAAUGUGAAUAACGCCCCACGUCUCAUUCGUUCCGGGAAUGAGCUUAGACCCAAUCGUACCGCGGCCAAGAAAAAGCCGAACAAACAACAAGUGAAAGUGAAAGUGAAAGGAUAUAAAUGCGCAAAACAUACGCAAACAGUAUCGCAAAGUUAGUGUACACAAAGGGCCAGUUGGCAGCCCGGUUCCGCACGUGGUACUAUGUGGUUUGUUGAUUUUACUGACAAAAGCCUUUCGGCUUAUUGGGUGCUGCACACUCCGUUCGGGGUUUUGUGGUGAAUCGUCUUCAAGAAAAUGGUGACGAAACAUCGUUCCACGUCGUUACGAAAUAACAACAGCCGAUACAAAACCCACCAACCGCCCAGAUCCGUCUCCGUGUGAUUGAAUCAGACCAGGGCGGCACAACAACAAGUGGGGCCGACGGCGCCAAACAAGGUGGUGUGAAUAGUGAAUGCGAAGCCGCUACCACAAAAACGCAUUAGUGAACAUGUGCACAAGGACAUCGCGUUGCUGUUGGUUCGGUGGGCCCGGCUGGAAAAGGGUGCUGUGCUAUCGCUGCGUCUGCUUCCUGUACGCGCUGAUUGUGCUGGGAAUCGUGCUGCUACCGGCCCCAGUCGAGUCGGGCUGCAGGCGGCUGGUGCGGAAACCGUGCGAAGCGAUCUGUGUACGCAGGACGCCCGACGACGUGCCGAACGCUGGUCGGCGGCUACCGAUCGGAACAAAUCCGACCCGCUUCGCCGCGGCAGAGGGUAACGUGUCUUUUCCACUCUUGGCCACCGCCACCGGGUGGACCUGCGAGCUGCGGAUCGUGGUGAUCAUGCCGGCAAACACGAGCGUGGAAGCAUCACUGCCGCGCGUGCAGCCCGUGCUCGAGAAGGCGGAAGGCUACAUCCGCCGGGAGGGCAUUAUACCGGCCGACGUAGCCAUUCGCUGGAUCCCGUUCGACGAUCGGUGCGAACAGGCCCGGGCGACGGUGAUGGCGAUGGACGGUACUGGCAGUGACUACUGCGGGCAUCUCAUACUGGGACCGAGCUGUGAUUUCGCUUUAGCGCCUGUUGCAAGAAUUGCACGAUACAUCUACAAUGACGGAAUUCCGGUGAUCACCGGAGCCGGAUAUACAUUUGACUUCGAGGAGCCAAAGACACACUGCGAAAACGAGUUUCAUAUGCUUAUUCGUACGGGGCUGGUCAGUUUCAAGCGGAUGGCGUUCUUCAUGAUAGAACUAAUCCGGCACUUCAACUGGAACCGCGUGGUUUAUUUCUACGAACGGCAGAGCUACUACAACGUGGCCGGACCGCAAACGGGCCACUUGCUGAUGAACACGAUGGCGGAGUUUUUCCGCCACGAAAACAUUACCUACUCUCCCUUCUCCACCGACUCGGCCCGCACAAACCUCACCGAGAGUCUGAAGGAAAAGGUCGGCCUCAGCUAUGCAAGUAAGUUCCUUCGCAAAACUUUUAGGACGUAAGGUUUCUGUUCGAUCAAUUUGUACUUUUGAGGGUGUGAGCUCGUGUGUCGUCUGAAACGUGCUUCUUGCAACAUAAAAGAAGGUUCGAAGGGGAUCCCUCUUUUACGAAACGAUGAGGUAAGGUUUUUUUUACAGUAUGUUGAAAGACAGGUUCCCAACGCUUUUCAGCACUUUAAUUAUACUGAACCUUCUUGGCAGCCAAAGCAAUUUCGUACCAUUAUACGAUGUUAAAGUUACAGCCUUUCUUUCAUCUCAUCAUUUCAAAUUUCUUUAAAGCAAUAAUUUGCUAUCGUUACUGUGCUUAGGAUGGUUUACAACAUUGUUCUCAAUGUUAUCUUGAACCUGAAUUUACAAAUUAUUCAUAUUUUCUUGAUCUACACUCGAGGACACUGCAACUGGACAUAUUUUGUAUGAGUUUCCAUUCAUAAACGAUACUAGUAGAGCUAUAAAUAUUGCGUGCAAUUUUAUGUAAAUGCUUGGUCAGCAUGGACAUGGCCAGCAAAUCUUCUUAUCGUAUGAAUAUAAUUCUAUCACUGAAACCACAUUAAACUGGCCACGUGCUGUACAUUUUUAACAAUGUAAACAAGCGUUGUGGAGAACUAAAGAAAAACACGCAAAUUGUACGCCGUCAGCACGAAGGAAGCAGAAACGUAGAAUAUGCCAAUGACGAACCAAUGUUGAAGUUUCCGUGGCUUAGAAUCAUAUUACAGUCCCUUAGGAUGGGAGGAAAAGGUGAUCAUGACGAAGCAUUGAUUAAAAUUUAAUGAAAACAUUGCUCCACUUUACUACACCUCCAUGACCACAGGGAAUUCUUUAGAAGUAAACUUAAUCACGGUCUUUGCUACGUUGCUUUAAAAGUCUCGAUUUUGACCAUUUGAUUCUUGAUUAAAUUUAAUAUUUUCAAUUUAAAUUGAACAGUGCAUAGAGCUAUAACUAACUGAAUUGCAACAAUUACUUUUUGAAUGACUAAGGUUACCGUUAAAAUAACACUGUACAUUGUUUCCAUGUUACCUAUUAGCAAUACAAACAAUUUUGGUGAAAAGGUUCGAAUUUAUUUGGUUAGCAAUACAUAUUUCUUAAAGAAAUUGUUAUCCAGAAUAUUUAAAUAUUUCUUUAAAAUUACACACUUAAUAAUUUUCCUUUCCAAGCAAACAAGAACUGAGAUCUUUAUUCUGCUACCCCUUGACAUGGCAACUGUCCAUUAUGUCAUUCGAAUUAUCAUUAUUCGACUCACAUUGCAUUUAGCCGCGAGCAGCUCAUUGACAGGCUCAGCAGUUACCUUGGCACAACGGGCUUACCAGGAAUCGCCAGUUGCUUAUUAUAGAAGCUUCCAGCGCGAAGAAACGCGAAACGAAACAAGUAAAAGUACUUGCGCGCGGAUCCUUGAAAAGCUAACAACGCAUACGCCGUUUUCGUUACGCCUGCAUACCAUUAACAAGACAAAGCAGAAGAAUAACGGUGUUCCCUGGCUAGCACCUUUUCGAUCUGACCGUCGCGAACCGGUGUCAUAAAAGCCACCAGCCACCAGAGCCACACCAGAACCAGUUGCCUCCCAACGGCGACGGGUGCCCUCGGCUUUGGUGGUCGGAUGAAACUUUCGAUUUUUAUUAUAAUACCUUGUGUUACCGCACCACUACUGUCCGAUUGUGUCCGACGCGUCCGCUUAGGGUCAACCUGGUUGGCGGUUAACCAUCUUUCCUCGUCCCCGAGACGGUGGUAUCAUAAAAUCGCUAACAAAAAACAACAUCCGCAGAUCGCUAUUUAUCUUCCAUGAAGAUGACAAAUCUCAUACGGUUCGGGUAGGGGGCGCCAACGGUAGCGAAUGCGUUAUGCUAUGCACCCGGCAAAACGAUCCUCGUCUCGCGGUGGUAGGAGUUUAAACGGAAAAGAAACACAGCCGAUGCUGAUAUAACCAGCAUGUCACGCGGGGAUCCAGCACAAAAAUAUAUGCCUACAACCCAACAACCGAAGAGAGCACAGAGGGCUGGACGACGAGAAGAAAAACAAAACCGUCUGUCCACCUCCAAAACCAUAGCUCUGCACGACCGUCACGCACGUGGUUGGCCUUGAAAGCAUAAACAUAAACCGAACCGCGAACUCUGGAAGGAUGGAUCGAGCCAACGGUGCUGAGAGGCAAAGAUUCACGGAGAGUCAAUGAUUGGUGCGUUUGUUGUUGCUCUUGGUGUGAUUAGUGAUUCGAUUGUAUUCAUCCGAGUGAACGCACGAAGAUCUCCGGACGAUGAACACAUUACGCGAAGCCAGUGAAGCUCAAUCGGAUGAGGUUUAAAGAUUAUUAUGAACGUUUCAUUACAACACAAAAAGCGUGCAGUUUCCUUGGUGUUUGAAGGUUUUGAUGAUUUUUUGGAUAACUUGUAUGUGUUGAUUUAAAUAUCUUUUGUUUGAAAACCAUUUUUUAUUUGUAGAAUGAGAAAUGCAACAGGCUUAUAAAUUUGAACACAUAUGCACAACAUACUAACGUCUUAUGCUUAUUUGGAUAAUUUUUUUGACUUUGGUAAUCUUUUAUUGAUUAGCUAACUUUAUAUCGAUAUUUGUGUUACACAAAAGCUUUUGUUUUUAUUAAAAAUGUAAGAAACAAUCAAAUGUUGUUGGAGAUUGGUAAUAUCAGUAAAGUAAGGUGUCAAUGUCGUUAAGAGUACGGCAGUAGCUGAUCUCAACAAAAUUAAUCAACAUUUUGAAGAGAAAGAGUUUGUUCUUUCAGUCAGUCAGUUUAUUCUUUCUCUUAUUCAGGACAACAAUUUUAGUUGUAGUAUGCUUGUCUUAAAUCUGCUAAUCUGGCGAAUAAGGAGUUCGUUCCAUGCAAUGGUUGAACCCUUGCUAUAUAUGUUGUUAAGUCGUACACUUGGUGAUUGUACUACUUUGUCUUUUUCUUCUUUGGAACAACAACCGUUGUCGGUCAAGGCCUGACUGUACCACUAGUGGAAUUGACUUUCAGUGACUUACUGAUUACACAUAACAGGAUAGUCAGUCCAACGUAUGGGGCACUGUCCAUUCGGGGCUUGAACCCAUGACGGGCAUGUCAUUAAGUUGUACGAGUUGACAACUGAUGACAGCUAGACCGACCCAUUGUAUUACCAGGACCGGAUUGUAAUACGGGAUAGGGAAAUAUAUAUUUUUUUUAAACAACUAACAGUCACUGACAAUUGAUUCGGGUUGAGCACCCCUUACACCGAGCGUGAACCACACUAGCCGGUGACUAUAGUAGCAGAGAGAUGCCGGCCGAAGCCAAUCAGUUUCGUUCGAAAGGGCAACGGAAACGGUUCGAAAUUUUGGCAGCAAAAUCGCUACCACCCCCAAAACGUAUACCAGUGACGCGAGCGAUCGGCACAGUUGCGUUCCAAUUUCAGAUACUGAUAGGAGUAUACCGAGCAUCAGCGCAUCACACCGGAGGAGAAGCGGUGAAAACGUCACGCAAAUGUUAAUGACAGGCUGGUGAUAUCAGAACAGUUUCCCCCCCCCCCCCCCCCUUUGCCCCAGGCUGACAAGCGCCGAAAAGGGUUGAAAUAGAUCGUGAAGCAGAUGUCUGGUCGUGGUGAAUCAGUGAAGCGUACAGUAUAAACAGCUCGCCUUUGCAAGUGCAAAACAUCCGGGAGUGUACAGUGGUAGUGUUGUACCGUGUUCUCGAGCGCAGCGAAUUGGU
Anopheles coluzzii is the source of this 6419-nucleotide messenger RNA. Its product is annotated as atrial natriuretic peptide receptor 3. The transcript is spliced from 7 exons. The coding region runs from base 1745 to 2761 and encodes 338 amino acids. Gene Ontology annotation, molecular function: signaling receptor activity; peptide hormone binding. The record is from RefSeq and is a predicted model, not a curated record. Lineage: Eukaryota; Metazoa; Arthropoda; Insecta; Diptera; Culicidae.